GGCCCACAUAUAGAUCAGGCGCUCCGGGGUCCAACGGCACUCUGUGGACUACUGGCGCUACCUUGAGGAUGCUCAUCGUUGCGUCAGCCGCUGCUUCCCGUCCGCUUCCAUUCCUGAGAGCCCGAAGCAGAGGCCGAGGACCUCUGCCUGGUCUCCGCACGGCUAAACCAGAAGCUUUGACCGAGCUACAGCUGCGCUCUUCCUCCUCCACUCUCAGCUGCGCCUGCUCUCCGUCUCCCGAUCCCGAUCCCGGCGAUGGUGGAGAGGGCAGAGCCCGUCACCUGUUCGACGACUUUUCUGUUCUUUCCCCUGUUGUACCAUGGGAGGUUGAUGAUAUAUGGAGAAUAUAUGCAGGAUAUUUCUUCAUCUUGCAUAUCCCCUUGAGCUUUGGAGGGCUUGGUGUAGUGGCCAAAGUGCUAAAAUGCUCCUCACUCGACCCAAUGACAACAGUUAUUUCCACAGUCAUGCUUCAAUUUGCGGAGCUCUCUUUGGCCUUAGCACUACUUCAGUACAGUUCAAUGCCAGGCAAUGAUGUUCAGGCUUUCUUUGCCAGUAAGGUUUCUACACGUAAUUGGGUCAAAGAAACCGUAAUAGGCUUCACCAUUAUGAUGACCUUGGUAUGGAUCACAUCCAUCUUACCUGACAAGGUGGUAGGACCUGAGGAUGCAUAUGAUCCUAUAUUAAAAGGAAUCCUUUCUGACAGUCCAACCUCUAAGCUACUGUGUUUCUUUCUAUACUGUGUUGUUGCUCCACUGUCUGAAGAAAUCAUCUACCGCGGGUUCCUUCUAACAGCCCUGUCUUCUUCCGUGAAAUGGCGGGACGCUGUCGUGAUGAGUUCACUUGCCUUCAGUGUAGCACACCUCUCCGGUAAAGGUUUCAUUCAGCUGUUUGUCAUUGGGUGUAAUCUAGGGUUAACCUAUUGUCGAACUGGAACUUUGGUGGCUUCUUUCACCAUCCAUUCUUUGUAUAAUGCAGUUACAUUGUAUAUGGUUUUAGCAUCAUGAACAUUGCGGACUAAAUGUGAAUGCAAAUUUGUUUUACUACAGCUUUCUA
This is a messenger RNA of Setaria italica (foxtail millet), 1053 nucleotides long. RefSeq lists its product as uncharacterized. Gene Ontology annotation, cellular component: membrane. Gene Ontology annotation, molecular function: metalloendopeptidase activity. The transcript has 4 exons. Lineage: Eukaryota; Viridiplantae; Streptophyta; Magnoliopsida; Poales; Poaceae. Bases 69 to 1004 code for a protein of 311 amino acids. The record is from RefSeq and is a predicted model, not a curated record. Gene Ontology annotation, biological process: CAAX-box protein processing.